Molecule: messenger RNA, 2258 nt
Organism: Mercenaria mercenaria
Lineage: Eukaryota; Metazoa; Mollusca; Bivalvia; Venerida; Veneridae
Exons: 4
Coding region: 2-1552 (516 amino acids)
Molecular function (GO): zinc ion binding
Source: RefSeq, a predicted model, not a curated record
CAUGUCAAAAUAUACAGAUACAUUAAACAAGUUUAUAUAUCGCUUGAGAAAUGUUUUUAUUUUAGAGGUGGAAGACGAACUACAAGUGAUGCGACAGCUGAGAUCAGCCUUUCAGAGAGACAGCCGUUUGGAGGAAAAGAAAGAGUUACUUGAACUCGUGUUGCGAUUAGGUAUUCGUGUUGUGACGCCAAUGGGAGAGUCAGCAAGUGAAGUUAUUCAGCGUGUACAUGGGUUUAUACAAUAUGCAGUAAAACACUCGGGAGAGGAUUCUAUCCCACCUACUGUUCACACCUACAAGAAAACUUAUAAAUCAGUCCAGCAGAUACUUGGAAAAAUAUUCGUCUCUCAGGAUACUCAAGUUGAAGUGCUGCAAGACCAGUCAGAUGUGUCCUUCAAAAUAAACUGCAUUUCGUCAAAAGACUUGGAAAAACGUCUUACCAUAUACCAUGGAGUUGAUUUCCAGGAAGCCAUAGCAGAUUUACAAAAGAGUUUAGAGACUGAAGACGAGCGGAAAAGGAAAUAUGAUGUUGAGACAUGUUGUUCCUCUCAAAAUUUGAAAAAUAUCACAAAACAGCUAUCUGACCAUGGUGUAUUGAAUGGUUCAUGUACUGACUUUAGAUGUGAGAGGCAUGACGGUACACAGUGUUCAUGGUAUUGCGGAGAACAUGAAAUGUUUUUUUGCAAGUCGUGUAAGGAAACCAACCAUAGGUCGUGCUUUGGACUUAAUAAACUCGGGGACGGAGAAGGGCAAGGAAAACUAGAAUUGAAAUCUAAAGAAUAUAAAUGUCCACAACCGAAUUUUAAAAUUUCCUUUAUCUGCACGGUGCCGAAUGGUGAGGUUCUCUUUGGUAGCAGGCAUUGCACAGAUCUUCUGAAACUUGACAGUUCGUACGAUGUAAUCAGUCGUUGUGUUCUUCCCUCCAUUCCAUCCGGCGUGUGUUAUAUAGGCAACGGUAGAGCUGCUGCGGUUUGUGGAAACAAACUUGUGUUUCUAGAUGUUACAUCUAAUGAGGUAUCGCAUGAGGCAUUACUUUCCUGCUUUGAUAUGAAGAGCAUAGCAUGUCAUGGUGAUAUGAUUUAUAUAUGUGAUAGAGCGUCUCUGUAUACCUGUAACACAAAUGGCACACAUCUACGAACUGUCUACUCUGUGAAAGAGAAAACGUCUAUCUUCAAGACAAAGAAGCAUAUUAUUAAUCUUGGAAACAAUUUUGAAAGCAUUGCAGUAAGUGAUAAUGGAGAGACUAUUUACAUAAUAGAUCAAUCAAAACUGCGUAUAAUUCAUAGCAAUGGUGAUCUUCUGUCUACUAAGGAAAUCGUACCAGCUCCUUCCGGUAUCUGUUGUCUUGGAAAUGAUUUAAUUGUUGUUUGUAACCGGCCUCAUGUUUUGAAACAACUUGAUUUCAAAGGCGACGAAGUUAAAACGCAUACACUCAAGGACGUUACUUUUAUAUUUACCUUGUCGUCAUUUAGUUAUGAUAAAAAACGCUCUAAGCUUAUUGUUGGCAGCGAAGAUGGUUACCUUUUUACGUAUGACAUAGUGUACAGAGUGUAAGGUAGAAUACGAUUCAGAAUCUUAUUAACUACAAUGUAUACUGAAAACAUAUGUAACCAAUAGAAUAUUGCUCUGCAUGGUAUGUGAUAGCAGUGCAUUUAAAGGGACUCCCUUAAAAAGAAACCUUAAUCAAAAACAUUGAUAAUUCAUUGUAUCAUAAAAAUGCGUUAAACGAAAUUUACCAAACCAGUUAAUUCCGCGAACAAUAUUUUGAAUUACUUUUCGAUGACACUAAAUUUGGAGAAAGACAUUUUGAAAAAGUAUUAUGACUUAAGGCUAUCAUAAUAAUGUAAAUUAAAUUCACUUCAUAAAAUGUACUAUUUUUGAUGAUAAGAUGAUAUAAAAGUAUUUCUGAUGCAUUAGCAAGUAAAUUAAUUUCAUUGUUGCAUGAUGUUGUUAUAACUUAUUGUCUAAUUCUAUUGUAUAUGUUAAGAUAUGUACUUAAAUCUACCUGCUGUGUGUAUUUAUGCAUCGAAAAAUAAAAUGCAUACACAGUUGAGAGAUAAUAUGAAUUAAUUGUGUACAUAUUUCAUAAACAGUAUGUAAAAACCUACACGUCAAACAAGUGGCGUUUUCAUUUACUUAAAGCGCGAUGUACACGUGAUCCUCUGGCACAAGCAAAGAAAAAAAGCAUACUACACGAUUGUGUUUUUGCUUUUAUGUAUCAACAAAAGGAAGCACAUUUAGAAAUUAAACAGUUUUAAGU